AUGUCUUCCCCUAUCUUUCCCGUCAUCGACUUCUCCCGCAUCGUCUCCCCCAACCUUGCGAUUGCAACCGAAGAGAAGAACAAGCUCUUUGAAUCCUUCCGGGAUGUCGGCUUCAUCUACCUAAAGGGCUUCAGCUUCCCUCCUGAGUUCAUCGAGACGCUCUUCUCUCACCUCCACAAGUUCUUCGCCCUCCCAGAGGAACAGAAGCUCGCCAUCGAGGGCGGCGAGAAGCAAGCUUUCCGCGGCUGGUUUGCUCCUGCCCGCACAGCCAAGAACCCCGAGAGGGCUGACCAGAAGGAGGCCUUCGGUCUAGGCAAUGACAAGGACGAGACCCGUCCCAACCAGUGGCCAACCAACUGGCCCGAGUUCCGCCAGGAUUUCACAACCUUCUACGAGGAGUGCUACAAGAUGCACCUUGUGCUGCUGCGCGCACUGUCAGAGAAGGUUGGUCUGGACAGCGAAGCCCUCAUCCCCUCCGUCAAGGCCAAGGACAGCUACAGCGCCCUGCUACACUACCCCGAGACCUCGGUGGAGAGCUUCCAAAAGCGUGUCCGAUCCGCCCCACACACUGACUUCGGCACCCUGACCCUGCUCUUCAACGACAGCAACGGCGGUCUGCAAGUUAAGGACAAGGCAGGUGAAUGGGUUGAUGCGCCCCCUAUGCGCGGCCAUGCCAUUGUCAAUGUUGGUGAUCUCCUCUCUCGCUGGUUCAACGGUCAAUUAAAAUCCACUGAGCACCGUGUCGUCCAGCCCCCGGCUGAGACUCGCCAAACUGCCAAUGGUACCGCCGACGUUGUCCCUUCCAGAUACGCUAUUGCCUGGUUUGGCCACCCCAACCGCGAUGCCGUGGUUGAGCCUCUCAAGCAAUGUGUUACUCCUGAAUUGGUGCAGCAGUUCAAGGCCGUGAUUGCCGGAAAGCAUGUCAGGGAGCGCAUGGCUCGCCUGUUGGAGCAGGGCUAUCUGCCUGAGAAGUGGACUGAUGAGAUGCACCGCCAGCCUAUUGCUGCUUAA
This is a messenger RNA of Aspergillus alliaceus, 1011 nucleotides long. Its product is annotated as isopenicillin N synthase family dioxygenase. Bases 1 to 1011 code for a protein of 336 amino acids. The transcript has a single exon. The record is from RefSeq and is a predicted model, not a curated record. Lineage: Eukaryota; Fungi; Ascomycota; Eurotiomycetes; Eurotiales; Aspergillaceae.